Messenger RNA from Rhea pennata, 947 nucleotides. RefSeq names its product malectin (gene MLEC). Gene Ontology annotation, molecular function: carbohydrate binding. NCBI's taxonomy places the organism in Eukaryota, Metazoa, Chordata, Aves, Rheiformes, Rheidae. Gene Ontology annotation, cellular component: membrane. The record is from RefSeq and is a predicted model, not a curated record. The coding region runs from base 1 to 864 and encodes 287 amino acids. The transcript has 5 exons.
AUGGUGGGCGCCGGGGCGCGGGGGGCGCCGGCCGCGCCGCUGCUCCCGCUCCCGCUGCUGCUGCCGCUGCUGGCGGCGGCCGCCCUGCUGCGGGGCGCGGCGGCGGCGGGCGGCCUCGCCGACAGCGUCGUCUGGGCCGUCAACGCGGGCGGCGAUGCCCAUGUGGACGUGAACGGCAUCCACUUCCGCAGGGACCCGCUGGAGGGCCGCGUGGGCCGAGCUUCUGACUACGGCAUGAAGCUGCCGAUCCUGAGGUCCAACGCAGAAGACCAGAUUCUGUACCAGACUGAGCGUUACAACGAGGAGACCUUUGGCUAUGAAGUUCCCAUCAAAGAGGAGGGUGACUACGUGUUGGUUUUGAAGUUUGCCGAGGUCUAUUUUGCACAGUCUCAGCAGAAGGUGUUUGAUGUGCGCUUGAAUGGCCACGUAGUGGUGAAGGACUUGGACAUUUUUGACAGAGUUGGACACAGCACAGCUCACGAUGAGAUCAUUCCCAUGAGUAUCAAAAAGGGGAAACUGAGUGUCCAGGGAGAGGUCUCCACGUUCACAGGGAAGCUUCACAUUGAGUUUGUAAAGGGCUACUAUGAUAAUCCGAAAAUCUGUGCCCUAUACAUCCUGCAAGGAACAGUGGAAGAUGUUCCGAAGCUGCAGCCUCACCCUGGUCUGGAGAAAAAAGAGGAAGAUGAUGAUGAAGAUGAAUAUGAUGAUGGCUCCAGUGUUAAAAAACAGGCAAAUAAGAACCGGGUUCAGUCAGGCCCACGCACACCAAACCCCUAUGCCUCAGACAACAGCAGCCUCAUGUUCCCUAUAUUGGUGGCCUUUGGUGUCUUCAUUCCUACCCUCUUCUGCCUCUGCCGAUUGUGAGAGCAAGCCCCACCAAGCAUCAGCACCGGGGCUGGGAGGGAAGGAAUUGGACCAAACACGGUUGCUUUCAAUUUCUCCAUGUU